AUGCAAUAAGAGUUGAUAUCAUAUAAAUAAUUGUUAAACAAUUACCCCAUAGAUUAAGAUGAGUUGCAAAUAUUGAAAGAACAAAAUAAAUUAAUUGAAGAAUAAAUACAAAAAUUUAAAUAACCAAUUUGUUGUAAUAUUUAAUAUUAUUAUUUAUAGAACCAAUUGAACUUUUUAACUAAGAAUAAUAAAAAUUAAAAUUAUAAUUAGAAGUUAAUAGUUCCAUUUUUAAUGAAUAAUAAGAGAAAUACAUUACCUUAUAAAAAGAAUAUUCUUAAAUAGUAAUUGAUUAUGAGAAGAGAAUUCGAAAUUUAGAAAUGCAUUACUUAGAAUAGAGUAAACAAUAGAGAAUAUAAAUAUAAAACAGUAUGCUUAUUGUUUUUAUAUAUAUUAAAGUUUUAAAAGAUAAUCCUUUUUUGGAGGUGUACUCAAGUCGGCGAUAGAGUUCUUAACCAGAGUAAAUGUCAGAAAACAAAUUAUUAAGUAUGAAUAGAUUAAAUUUUAAUACACAAAACUCUCCAGAUAAAGAUAUUUUAGAUUAAUAGUAUUAAUAUAUUAAAAUAUAGAUUAAUUUAAGAGGAUUCAACAAAUAAUUUGAGGGAAGAUAUUAAAAAAAGAUUAGCUUAUUUAAAAUUUUAGAUGGAUUAACAUAGUUGA
Paramecium primaurelia is the source of this 657-nucleotide messenger RNA. The record is from the annotation of a GenBank genome assembly. Lineage: Eukaryota; Ciliophora; Oligohymenophorea; Peniculida; Parameciidae.